Penicillium expansum is the source of this 1341-nucleotide messenger RNA. RefSeq lists its product as uncharacterized. NCBI's taxonomy places the organism in Eukaryota, Fungi, Ascomycota, Eurotiomycetes, Eurotiales, Aspergillaceae. The record is from RefSeq and is a predicted model, not a curated record. The transcript is spliced from 2 exons. Bases 1 to 1341 code for a protein of 446 amino acids.
AUGUACAUUCCACAAAAACGUCAAAAUGGCCAAACGAAUAAGAACAACAUAUUCAUUAUCUGUGCCGUGAGCAUCAUAUUUGCUGUCGCACUCUGUGUGGGCAUCUUCUUCCUCCUUCGCUAUCUACGACAACGUCACUUCGAACCGAAAUACCUGCCGGGGCAAUUUUUCAAGCGAAAAUGGAAGAAAUGGAGCCCAGGGAGUACAUCAUACGGUCAGGUCCCGAAUCAAACGGGUGGCCAAGAUACCUCGUAUCGUGGAGCUGGCACAGCACCAGAAAUGCAGGCCACUAAUGGCGUCCGCCGCGAUACCUCGAUCCGUUCGAUUAUGACCCUACCCCCUUAUUCUCAAAGUCCAAAGCCGACCGAGCAAGUCAUCGCCCGAGAGGGUGAACGCGGUGGGAUGGAUAUGGUCGUGGAAUACCCCGAAACUGCGGAAGAACAGGAAACUCGCCGUGAAGAACAGAUGGACUCGAUGUACCAGAUUCGCCUGCAGCGCCGUCAGGAACUAGCCGAUCGUGAGGCACGACGUCGGGAGCGACGAGAAGCCCGGGCGCGUGGGGAUUCCGCUCGUCUUGAACAGUUGAAUGCGGAACGUCGCCGCGCAGGAACCAACAGUGCAGUCAGCGCAAGCGCGAUCCUCGCCGAACAUCAGGCGAGAGAGCGGGACCGACGGAUCUCUAGUGUUAGCUAUGCUGAACUUGGGCGUGUUCGCCACGAUGGAUCACGGCUUCGAGCCGACUCGCACAAUUCUGACAACCACGAUUCGGAUAGCCGACCGCUGUUGCAAGGUGACGCUGUUAGCUCCACCGCGCAAUCGUUCGAGCCAUCCAGCGUCGACUCUCGAGGCCAGUCUGGUGCUUCCUCGUUUAUGAGCGAAUCGCAUAAUUCAACUGAGCUUGAACGACUAACUCUGGCUCCGACCACGACACAAGGCUCAAGUCGACCAUUAUCACAAACCGACGACGGAGAUUUGGGGAUGCUCAACAUUCCUCCACCCCCCGACUAUGAGUACCUGGACUGGGGUGAUGCCCCUGCGUAUCAAAGUCCUGUUACAGAACAGAAUGAACAAGCGCGGCAGCUCCCACCCAUCGACCGUUUGCCUUCGAUCCACGUCAAUUUGCCCAGUCCCAUGACUGUGUCUCCUGUUACCCCGACUCAAUCUCAAUUCCAGAGUAUCAACAUCGAUGGACCUCCAACGCCGACAGAGCGGUCACCGGGAAUCCGAAUGGUUUCAGCGGGAUCAACAACGUCAACAACGUCAACAACGUCAACAACUACCACCCGGGGUCCACCACCCAUACUGCCCGAUUCGACCACCACUCCUGAAAGCAGCCAUUGA